Symbiodinium sp. CCMP2456 is the source of this 3860-nucleotide messenger RNA. The record is from the annotation of a GenBank genome assembly. NCBI's taxonomy places the organism in Eukaryota, Dinophyceae, Suessiales, Symbiodiniaceae.
AUGGUGCAGUGCGACGUACCGAGUCACAUAUACUGCGCCGACCGAACCACCGCCAAGAAUCAGUUUCAUGUUCUGCAAGACAUGUGCGACAAGAUUCCGGAGCUGCAGUGCUUUCGUACCAAGUUCCCGGUGUCCGUGCGGAUGGCGGUCAUUGACCGCUACGGAGCCAACCUCUUGGCAGAGCAGGCAGUGCAAGGAGUCACGGAAAACCAGAAAACAACUUUGUUUCCUUGUCUCGUGCAUAAAGCAGCCUCUUGUCUGAAGAUGGCGACGAGCAAAGAUUCCUGCACCACGAGUGGCAUUAUUCAAACUGGCUUGGCCCUCGAAUUCGUUGGGGCCGCCCAAAAAAUGCGGGAUGUGCUUGCACACAUUUUCGCCGCUGAGCUGGAGAUCAUAUUCGACGAACCUCCCGGCGGCCCCGUAGCGGAACAGCGCCACGAGGUUUUGGACCUGUUCUGUAGCGCACAGGCGACGGGCGCCAGCAAGCGCGUGAAUAUGAGUCGUCGCUACAUCUUAGAGACCAUGUGCAACAGCGACUUGUCAAAGUCGCAGAUCUUGCAUUAUUGUCCAUCGCAAUGCUGCGAAACACCUGGUGCCACACGGGCAGUUUUCAUGCGCUAUGUCUCGUGGGCUCUAGUUCCGGCUAGAUGUGGCAUCCUGUCGCGCAAAUCGUGGGUUGGUGCUGAUAGGCCGACUGAUUUCGCCGGCCUUCUGUCCUCGUUCUGGAACUUGUUUCCUCGUGUGAUAGCAGCUGUGACGGGCAGGCCAAGUCCAAGUCCCACUGUCAACGUCGAGCAGACCGCUGAUGCUGCGCCGACAUCCAGCUGGGAGGACUUUGACUUUCCUCCCGCCUCCCGGGCAUCCAGUUCUGCGAAUGCUGCGCAGGCCGCCGCACAGGGCUCAGACAGAGAGGCAGAGACAGAGCAGGCCGUGCCGGACAUGCUGGCUGUCACGUCCGAGCAGUGGGCAGAGAUGAACCGUCGUAGCAGAGCCGCUUCUGCAGACUUUGCGGCGGCCUCUGAUUUACAAGAACGGCUGGUGGUCAUGAGACAGGUGAUGGAGCCGGGUCUGCAGCUGCUUUAUCGGCAGAUGCAUGUGGCGAGUCCUGCGUGGGAAGAAAACCAGCGACGCCGCUCCCUGGAAACCGGAUGUCGCACUUACCGUGCCUUGCUGGUUGCUUCUGGGGAGUACCUCGCAGGAUUCUUUGCGCAGGCCAUCGAACAACUGUUCAGAGUGCCCCGAGCUUUCACUGCAACGAUGUACACUCGCCGUGCUCGCUCCCGGAUGUUUCGCAUGCUCAACAGUCUCAUUUGCUCCGUCUGGUACAUGCUGCACAUUGCUGCCGAAGGAUUUCCAUAUUGCCUGUUCCGAGUUCUGAUCGACCCAAAUGAGGCAGAGGCCGUCCUCAAGAAGCCGAAGUGCUGCAGAGACGACAUGUCCAAAGCUUUCUUGGAGCUGUACUCCACGCCACAACAAUUGACAUCUCCCGAUGCCAUUGCAUCACUGCACGCUCUGGCGCAAUUUUCGGAGCUAGACAUAGCCGGCCUAGAAUCUGCCCACAGCUCUCUUCGAGAAUACGUGAUGUCCCGAGGGCGUGGACGGGAUGCGCCCGAGAUGGAGCAGGAGGCAAAGCCCAAGCAACAUCGCUAUGGAGGUGCAUGGCGAGCUUUCCUGCGCGACAGAUGUCGCGGGCGACCUUUCCGUUCACAGGACAUGCAGGCGCUCUCGCGCGAAUACCAUGCGCUCUCCCCGGACGAGUACGAGCACUUCUGCGAGGAAGGUGCCAGGGCCUGCCUGGCGGGCAGACAGGGCGCAAAGCGGCCUUUUCAAAUGCUGCGGGAGCCAGCGGAACAAGCGCUUGUGCAAGUUGAAGGUUCCAACCAGGACCUGUGCAGCAUCUGUGAGAGGAUGAUGCUGCGACUGCCGGAGGAGGAUUUCGCUGGAAGAUUGGCUGUCUACAGACAGGCGGUCGCCCAAACUUGUCGGGCGGAAGCUCUGGCACAGCGGGAGGCUGCUGCAGCAGUGCCACUCGAGGACUUCGUCGAUGCAGAGCCCGCCAUGUCUGCGGCCAUGGUCGCUGCAGCCGGGCCCGGACAGCCUCGUGCGAUGAGCACUUGCCCAGGCUCUUCUCUCCUGGACUCUUUGCAGCAUCGUCGCUGGCAGCCGGACCCGCACUCUUUUGCAAAGGCUGGCUAUGGGAGUGCCUUCCAGUUCACAGCAGCGCUGUCCAGCAAGAGGCCAGGCCCUCAUGGCGCAGACGACACGCGGAAUGCAUACCUCGCACAGAUGCUGCAGAGGGAGUGGGAGGCCGCGCAUCGAAGCUACAUCGAUGCCAGACUGCAAGAUCUGCCGUCGACACCGAAGCUGCACGGACGUGGCCUUUGUGCACAAGCUGGUGUUUGUUUCUGCGGCCUACCCGCAGUGGCCGCGUUUUGCAGAAAGUUUUCCAAGCACAUGAGGCGAAACUUUUGGUGCCAGCGCGGCCUGAAAUCCGAGAAGCGCCAGCUCUAUGAAGCCGGCCAAUAUGUCUUUGGCCUCUCUACCGUGCGACCGGGUGCAGCUCCUGCUCUCGGUGACAUUGUAUUUUUCUGGCCAGGAUACACCAACUACUUGACGUGGCAGGUCGCGGCUGUGCAGCUGCAGCCAGUGGAAGCGGAAGGGUCUCCCUGUCCGCCGGAGCCCACGCUCACGCUGCGCAUCGGACGAGACCGUCAGGAUGGACUUGGGCCGGGGACGCUCCCAAUCCCAGAGUUGCUCAAGGAUCUGCGGUCCAUGCCGGCUCUGGUCAAGGAUCUUCUCGACACGAAGCUCGUGUGGAAGCUGCAAGAGUACCGCAUCUUGGACGAUGACAAGACCGUGUCAUCCAUGCGUAUGCUUCCUUGUUAUGUAGACGUCCUGGCAGAUGGUGAAGCAGUGACACUCUGGCAAGGAGAGCAGACCGAGCUGAAGAAGCGGCGCGCAAGGCCUGCAGGGACCGGCACGCGGCCGGGACGCUCCACUGUAGCCCAGCGCGCAUCUGGGGGACGGCGACGGCGAGCCACGGAGGCGGUCGAUGGCGUGCCUGUGCCGGAGCCGGAGAACGAUGUUCUGGGCAUGGAUGUGUCGGAUGAGGAGAAGCAGGAGAACGACGACAUGGGGCAGCAGGCGGCGGAGCUUGGGCUUGUUUUCUCGUCAGACUCGGACGAGGGGCCUGAUGAGGAGGUGAAUAAAGAGAAUGCCGACGAGAAUGUGGAUGCAGGAGGUCUGGGAGACAUUUUUGCAGACUCAGACAGCGACGUCGACGUAGAGGCGGGGCUGCUCGCAUGGCUGGAGGACCGGCGAGCUGGACAAGCUGACCGUGACAAGGACGACGACGAAGAGGACCAGGACUUCGUUCCAUCCGUGCCCGCAGUGGACACUGAAUCUCCGGCCUUGCCGGCGGCCGUGCAGCAGCAGCUCGAUGCUGAAGUCGAGGAGGAGCCAGAGCGUGCCCCAGCAGCUCCAGACAUGGAGGCCGCAGCUGCGGCCGAUGUAGUGCAUCGGGGUCCUCGGGUCCAGCCGCGCGAAUCUCAGUUCUGUUUUCAGCUGCCAGCAGGGGGCCUUGUCCGUGGAGAGCUACGUUACAGCGACAAAGGCCAGUACUUCCGGGCACACUGCGCCCAGCAUGGACUGCUGUGCACGAGACAGCGCCAGUCCGUUGCUGGACGUCGUGUCGGCAGCGGCAGACCUGUGGGCGCUCUGCUGGCUUGGCUGGCUUCCUGCGCGGAUUGUGCUACUUCCAAAGAACAUGUUGCUUCAAAGGUUGCUUCUCUGGAGCAGCGCCGUCGCCUGCGUGAGUGGUUCAAGACCCUGCCAGGGGCUGAUGUCUUCUUGCAACACGA